This is a messenger RNA of Zea mays, 2226 nucleotides long. RefSeq lists its product as uncharacterized. The record is from RefSeq and is marked predicted. Gene Ontology annotation, molecular function: RNA binding. The transcript is spliced from 7 exons. NCBI's taxonomy places the organism in Eukaryota, Viridiplantae, Streptophyta, Magnoliopsida, Poales, Poaceae. Bases 120 to 1862 code for a protein of 580 amino acids.
CUCACGUGCUCCUCUGCUCCGCGGCUCAUAGUCGCCGCCGCCGCCGCCGCCAUUGCCGCCUCCCGCUUGUACGCCUCCCCAGUCCCCACCGGACCCCUCCCUGCGGAGUACUAGUGACCAUGGCUCACAUGCAGUCAAGUCCGAAGGGGCAAGAGGUUCAUGAGGUCACCAGGAAAUCCAAUGACCAGAUUGUUCUGAAACAAGACACUGUUGAUGAUGAAGACUCUGGUGAUACCACCUCCUCUGCUGGUGAAAGCAAGUAUCCUGGUUGGCCUGGAACUACUGUGUUCAGGAUGCUGAUUCCUGCACAGAAGGUCGGUGCAAUAAUCGGCCACAAAGGUGAGAGGGUCAGAAGACUGUGUGAGGAAACAAGAGCCUGUGUUCGUAUUAUUGGCGGUCAUCUUUGUGCUGCAGAGCAAGCUGUAAUCAUUUUUGGAAGGGAGCAGCUUGAUGAGCCAUUACCUCCAGCCAUGGAUGCCCUACUAAGAGUAUAUCAGCAAACAAUUAACAAUGACUCUUUAGAUGUGGGACCCGAUAAUGUGAUUGUGAGGCGGAUUCUUGCACCAAGUGAGCAAGCAGCAAGCCUUAUUGGCGAGCAUGGUGUGAUGAUUAAUUCAAUCAUGGAAGCUUCUCAAACCGACAUCCGUGUCCUUGAUGAUGAUCUACCUCCUGUUGCACUGGAAGAAGAUAGGGUUAUUGAAAUAUGGGGAUCGCCUGCAGGAGUGUAUAAGGCUUUGGAACUUGUUGCUUCUCAUCUGAGAAAGUACCUGGUUGAUCGAAGUGUGAUCCCAUUGUUUGACCGUUAUGUUCCCAUGCCAAUCUUGCACAUGGACAUGCCUCCAUGUCACUACAUUGACUAUCCUGAGGGCCCUGUGCAUCCAGUUAGUCCAGGCUAUCACUCUGUAUCUACUGAAAAUCUCCAACAUGAACGAUGGAUUGGCACUAGCUAUUUGAGGGGUAGGCAUCCUAUGGGAAAUCUACGACAUGCUGAUACAUUUGAAUACAGAUGGGAAGCACCUACACCUUUCAGGAGAUAUCGAUCUGUUACACCACCAAAUCAUGCUAUAAGUGCAUAUGGGCCAGAAGCAUCUUCACCUACGGAAGCAUAUCUAUCAGCUCCAAUGAAAUCACGUUCACACCACAGCCUUAUAAAUGGUUGGCAUGCAUCUCCAGUUAGUUCAACAGAUUCUGAUGAAAGAAUAUGCUCCCUUAUAUCUGUGUAUGGACAACAAGCACAGCUACAGAAACAGACAUGUCAAUCAGCUAAAUUGGGUAAAAAUCCACAGUUCGGAAUAUCUUUACAUGGAAGUGAAAGUGAAGCCCAUCCAACAAGGGUAUCUCCAUCAGAUUCUACCGAACAACCUCCAUCUCCAUGCUUCAGAAUUCAUCCACCAACUACUGUGGAAAAUCUUCUACACUGUCGUGUAUCUGCAUGUGGACCAGAAGCAUCACUACCACUACAUCUGGCUGUAACAUCAUCAACUAGUCGAUCAACAGUAGUUGCUUCUCAGGUUAAGAAAAAGAUGCAAGUACCAAUAUUCUAUGCUGAAGCUGUCAUUGGCCCAACUGGUGAAAGAAUUGAAUACAUUCGUCGUACCAGCAGGUCGAGCAUUUUGAUAAGCAAUUCUGAGGGCACAAUGUAUAUUGAGAUCACUGGAAGUGCUGCAACAGAUGUUCUAACUGCAGAGCAGCUGAUUAAGAACUUUAUGGCCGAAGCAGCUGCCGCCUCCCCUGGUCACAGUUACGACUUCAUUCCAUCAUAUUUGCCAGCACCCAGAUCUGCCCAAGCUGAUAUUUUUGCUUCCCCUGAGACAAGUGAAGUGUCCAGUUUGCCAGAACGGCGCCUGCAAAUGAUUUACUGAAUAUCCCCAACAGUUUUGUUUCUGCACAUACCACCAAAGAUAGCCAAGCACCAAUACCGGCAACACAGGAAUAUACCAGAGAGUAAAUUGAGAAGAUGUUUUGAUAUCCACCCUGAGACUAUGCAAGCUUUACAAUUUCAACCCUUUCAUCUGGAUUACUUCUAGACUCUUUGUUUUGUUGUAGCCUUGAUUCAUUCCAUGGAUUGAACCUUAGAAACUAGAGCCUGAGCAUAUGCUUCUGUAUAUGGAUUAUGGAAGCAAAGUUUUGGUUGAUUCAGCGAAGGGGUAGCACGAUAUGUGUGCCGGGAUGAUUGAACGGUUGCAUUUCACCGAAACAAAUUCGUAAACCUUUGCUCCAUGAGAU